CUUGUGAAGCAGCAUUCACUAAUCAGCACCAAGCUACAGGGGGACUUUUCUGAGAUGCGGCUAACUUUCAUUCAACCACAUUCCUCAGGGACACUCCUGGUGUUGCUGGUGUCAAACCUGGUCCUGUGGGAGAAUGUGGCCUCUAUACGUUUAUGCCCCAGCUGGGAUAGUUCCUGCCAUGGGACCCUCAAGAACAUGUUCGAUUAUGCCCUGAGUCUGUCUUCUGAACUCCAAAACCAAACUGUGCAAAUGUUACAUGACUUUUUGCAGGAUAUACAAUACACACCAGGCAGGUGGUACCUUGAUGGGGCCCAAAGCAGCUGUCACACUUCCACCUUUGCUAUUCUGCUAACGGAAGAGGAAACUGGACAGAUGCAAAGUGCUUUACUUCUACAAGAGAUACUCACUAUGUUGGGAGCUUGGAAUGAUCCUCUGAGUCAUGCAGUGACUGAGCUGAGUAGAAUGGAAGAAGCCCCGACUGCAAUCAUAGCAAAAGCCAACAUUGUAGAUACAGCAAUGAGGGGACUUCAAGAAGGCAUUAGGAGAAUACUUGGCACGGUGAAUCCUAGAUUCAGAGAAGUUGCAGAGUACCCUGUCUGGAAGGGACUGGCAUCCUUGCAGUCACCUGAUGAAGACCUUCGUGUUUUUGCUUUUCAUAACCUGUUUCAGUGCCUGAGCAGAGACUCACGGAAGAUUAAUGGUCAUCUAAAGCUCCUCAAGUGCCGGUUUGUCUAUGACAGAGAUUGUUAGCUUCAUGCCCAUUUAAUUUUGAUAUGAUUGUUAAACAUCUUUUUGUUUGGAAAUUUGUCUUUUAUAACUUUUGGAUAUGAUGAAUUGUUUUAUCUUGAAUAAAAGCUGACUCUUUAAAAAGA
Peromyscus leucopus (white-footed mouse) is the source of this 872-nucleotide messenger RNA. Its product is annotated as prolactin-6A1-like. The transcript is spliced from 5 exons. NCBI's taxonomy places the organism in Eukaryota, Metazoa, Chordata, Mammalia, Rodentia, Cricetidae. Gene Ontology annotation, cellular component: extracellular region. Gene Ontology annotation, biological process: positive regulation of cell population proliferation; positive regulation of receptor signaling pathway via JAK-STAT; positive regulation of lactation. Gene Ontology annotation, molecular function: prolactin receptor binding; hormone activity. Bases 55 to 750 code for a protein of 231 amino acids. The record is from RefSeq and is a predicted model, not a curated record.